Molecule: messenger RNA, 291 nt
Organism: Rotaria socialis
Lineage: Eukaryota; Metazoa; Rotifera; Eurotatoria; Philodinida; Philodinidae
Source: the annotation of a GenBank genome assembly
AUGGAUGUCAUUCAUGAUCGAGCAAAUCAAAAAUUCAAAAUUGAACUUGAUAAAUCAUCGUCUGAGAAAGCUUAUUUAACAUAUGAAUUGCAAGGUAAUGCAAUCGACUUUCAACAUACAUUUGUUCCAUCAAAAUAUCGUGGUCAAGGCAUCGCCGAAAAGCUUGUCCAAAGCGCCUUGGACUUUGUUGAUAAUGAAAGUUCAAUAAAACAAAUAAUUCCAUCAUGCUCAUAUGUUUCUCAUUUUCUAAAAACAAGAGCUCCUCAAUAUGCGCGUUAUUUAAUGAAAUAA